CCGUCGCUGUGGGAUCUGCAGGUGAGGCUUCUUUCUCCCCUAGCGAUCUCGAUCGUCUGCCGCUCGUUAACUUCCAUAAUCUGUAUAUAUAUAAUAUUCGAUAUAUACGGGGGGAAAAGCUACUCAUCAUGAAGACCACAUUCGCUUUAUUCGUGCCGGCGGUCUCGGCCGCCGUGCUCCCAUCCGCCCCGGCAAAACAGGGUCUCCCGCUAUCCGCCUUCGGCGAGGUCCAUUCCAUCUCCAUCAUCGAGGCUAUUCAGGGAGUCGAUCUCAUCGGAACCAACUUCUCGGCCCUGCCUAUCUCUACUAUUGACGGCCUCAUCGACCCCGUCCUGGACCUGUUCACCCCCAACAGCGGCGACAAAGUAGACGAAGGAAGCUUCAGAACCUCCAGCACCAGCGGUAAUAAGGUGGCGGCCUCACCCUCGCCUUCUCCCUCACCUUCGCCCUCGCCUUCGUCUUUCAGUGUCUCCAGCACUACGGCCGCGGACGACAGUGUGAGCGUCGCCGCCGAGUGCACGAACCCGCACGUGCGGUACGAGUGGGACAACUACUCGACGUCGGACAAGAAGGCGUUUGUCGACGCGCUGCAGUGCCUCAUCAACGCGCCGCCAUCUGGGCGGUUCAGCCCGUCGCGCAAUCGGUACGAAGAUUUCGUGCGCUUACACCAGUCGUAUGCGCCCAACAUCCACAGUACGAGCACCACCCAGCAGACGCACAAGUUCCUCCUCUGGCACCGCUACUACGUGUGGGCCCUCGAGCAGGUCAUGCGCGACGAGUGCGGCUUCAACCGCGCGUUCCCGUGGUGGGACGAGAAGAAGUGGGCUGGUCGCUUCGCCCAGGCCACCAUCUUCACCUCCGAGUACUUCGGCAGCCUGCCCGGCCCUACCAACGGUGCCGCUACCUGCAUUAACAACGGCAGAUUCGCCGGCAUGUCCGUCAGCCUGGGUCCCGGCAUGACCACCAACAACCCUCACUGCCUGCAGCGCGCCGUCAACGAGGGUGUCACGGCGCAGACCGGUCUGAGUGCGUGGGAUGCGUGCUUCUCGCGUUCAUCGUACCCUGACUUCCACAGUUGCGUCGAGUUCACUUACCACGCGCAGGGCCACAACGGAAUGGGCGGCAUGAUGGCGGACGCGAUCGCGUCGCCUGGUGACCCGGCCUUCUUCAUGCACCACCUAUUCGUCGACUACGCCUUCCGCAAGUGGCAGAUCGAGGACGUCCAGCGCCGCACGACGAUCAGCGGCUGCGCCGAUAACAAGAACUGCUCGCCGUUGACCCUCGACACCAUGGUGUACGUGGGCCAGAUCUGCGGCGCCAAGUGCCCCGACCUCCGCGUCCGCGACAUCCUCAACACCAUGGAGGGCCACUUCUGCUACCGCUACAACUACUAAGCUUCCUGCGCUUACGGUGUGUUAGAGCGAGGCCGAGUUCCCUUGGAAAGGGUGGGGGGGCUGAGUAAGAAGGGGAGAAGAGAGGAGAAAGGGCGGUUUGGGGUAAUCAGAUUUUUUCGAUAUCCCCUCCCCGGGCCGCGGCGGCCCACUGCCACACGGACACACGUCUUG
Durotheca rogersii is the source of this 1565-nucleotide messenger RNA. RefSeq names its product Di-copper centre-containing protein. The record is from RefSeq and is a predicted model, not a curated record. The coding region runs from base 129 to 1394 and encodes 421 amino acids. The transcript is spliced from 3 exons. NCBI's taxonomy places the organism in Eukaryota, Fungi, Ascomycota, Sordariomycetes, Xylariales, Xylariaceae. Gene Ontology annotation, molecular function: oxidoreductase activity.